AUGCAGUACAUCCGCACCACCUCUCCCGCUGUCGAAUCAACUCGAUACCGUCCCUACAGCACCCGUGGCAGCGAGAAGAGGGGAAGGUCUAAGAAGGAUCCCAGGCCCCAACUUCGAUACAGGGUGCUUGUAAAGGGUGCAGGAGACGAAAUAGACAAGGCUAUGAGGCUUACAGAAGGAGAAAUGAAGUUCUUGAGCAACAAGAAGGAGAAAUUAGAGGAGUAUUGGGCAGGGCAUUCGAUUUCUGCCCCCUUUUUGCUGUCUCUCCUGGCUGCCAGGGGUCCAGAAUCGAACAAGGGGGUGUGGAAUCAGUUGCCAGGGGAUCAGGGAGCUGCUUUGGAGCUGCUGGAAUCGAAGCAGAUGGCGGAUGAAUGGGUCCCUGGGAUGCAGGGACUGGAAGCGGUGAUUACUACGGCUCAGGACGACGGAAACCGGAGAUCUCUUUCGCAGACAGGUCAAUCUGUUGAAAAAGCUCGGAAGGACGCAAGAAUCGACCCGCUAGCACCUCUGGUUCACCAGAUAUCAACAAAUCUUUCUUCCCAUUCACCAACUCCCCCUUUAUCUCCCUACAGUCAGGAAUACAGCAGGAUCUAUAUGCCACUUCGGAACAGGCGUAGCUUGACAACCGCUGGAGCUAACGUCGUAAAACAAGACUCUACACGAGUUUCUUCAAGAGAAACUCUGACCCGCAAAAGAAUCACGGCUCUAUCGCCAUUUUCACACCGGCUAUUUGAACUUGGUCAACUGCAAAUUCGACACCCAGGAUUCUUUCAAAACAGCCAUCACAACGCAACCGCUGGUCCGAGCCAUACGAAACCGGUGUCGGACAGCCUGAUUCAAAUCCCCCCAUCACCUCGCAAAAGAAUUACCUCGCUAGCACCUCCCAGUCCCGAGCAAUCCAACAUUUCUCAUUUCGACUGGUACUCCUUCAUCAAUGAUGAUAACUCAGAAAUUCAACAUGGAGAAAGACGGGCAAUGAAAGAAACUCCGAACGACACCUUUGAUAACGCGGCACCACAAGCGGUUCGCGCGCAACAGCCGGUUCAAAUGCGUCGCUCUACUCCUGCUUAUCUUUGGAUUGAGUUGUAA
Filobasidium floriforme is the source of this 1089-nucleotide messenger RNA. RefSeq lists its product as uncharacterized. The record is from RefSeq and is a predicted model, not a curated record. NCBI's taxonomy places the organism in Eukaryota, Fungi, Basidiomycota, Tremellomycetes, Filobasidiales, Filobasidiaceae. The transcript is spliced from 2 exons. Bases 1 to 1089 code for a protein of 362 amino acids.